UAUAUGAAACGGAAAUCGAAAAACUGAAAAUAAAAAUUAGAUUUCACUGAAGUUUGAAGUAUAAGUAUUGUAGUAUGAGUGAGCUUCAAAAUUCCAAAACGAAAAUUCUUAGUGAUAAUUAAAGAGAAAAAAACCAAAGAAAAAUAAAAUUAUGUGAUACGUAAGAAGUAAUAAAAAUCAAUUAUUACAGAACCAUUUUCUUAAGUAGUAUAAAUUUUGUAAUCGAUAGUUAAUUGAAACAUCGUUCUGUUUUGUUUUAACUCUAUUUAGAGCGCGUUGAGAGAAAUUGUGGCCAAAAUUUCGCUAGUGGUUAGUCUUGUAGACUUAUUGGACCUCCAAUAAUGCAUGUUGUAUGUUAUCCGAAUAUAGGACUCUACAUUUACAUCUCUUUGAUUUAGGAGUCUCGAAAGUCCUUCCCGGAAUUAGAUUAAAAUCAACAAAUUUCUAGUUUCCUUAUCUAAUGCUCACUAAUCCCUCAUUAUGUCAUAUGCAUCUUCCUCAUUUAUCUUUAACUCUGCUAAGUUCUAUAGAGAUAUUAUCAAUUUUCCAAACGAAACAAAGAAACCAUGAAAUUCGAUGAUAACUACAAACUUAUUGUUAUAGUCAUCGGCGGCGUUUUAGCUGGAGUUGCUGUCGUUAUGUUUUCCUGUUACAAGAACAAGAGGAAGAACCUUCAGCUACCGGAGCUGACACAGACACCGGAGUGGCAGCGACAAAUUGUUUCUGCUCCUACACUUCAGACAAGAAACAUUGAUGUCGGAAAUGAUCGCUUGUGGGGUAGAAGCGACACCGUUGUGAAUAAAUCUAUUAUUCCACUUAAGCCAAACGCUUUCAACGAUAGCUUGCGAUACCAGAGGCCUAAAAAUUUGGAGAGGCCUCGGGGACAGAGAGAUGAUGGGACUGCGGCUUCUACUUCAGCAUUUGGUGGUGGUUGUGUUGCCAUUAGCGGUGGUGACAACGGUUGUGGUGCUAGUCAUAGUGGUGGUGGUCACAGUGGUGGUGGUGGAUGUGGUGGUGGGGGAGGAGGAGGUGGAUGUGGGGGCUCUUAAAAUUUGAGGUUUUCUUAGUUAUUAGAUAAUGAUUAUUCUUAUCUCUUUUUGGGCAUUAGCUUCUUCGUCAUAUCUUUCAGGGUUACCGUAAUAACGCCAUUGUUCUUUCGAUAUCUAUUACUCAAGAGAUUGUAUUGUAUCCUUUUUCUUUGUAUAUAAGGGUUUAAGCCUGUUUAAUUUGUAUCUAUGUGAUCGAAAAAAGAAUGACUCUUGACUGUUUUUAGGGUUCCAGUGUCAAAUACAUGCCUUAAACCUAAUAUAUAGAGAAGGAAAAGAAAGAGAGAUUAGAGUGUGAUUGUUCAUUGAAAAUCUUUUUGUUUGAACAAUUCCGUAUAAACAUAUUUGAACA
Molecule: messenger RNA, 1398 nt
Organism: Arabidopsis lyrata subsp. lyrata
Lineage: Eukaryota; Viridiplantae; Streptophyta; Magnoliopsida; Brassicales; Brassicaceae
Product: protein FAM98B
Exons: 2
Coding region: 567-1049 (160 amino acids)
Source: RefSeq, a predicted model, not a curated record